AUGGAAGUGGACCUGUGCCAAGCCUUCUCAGAGAUGUUGCUGAGAAGCAAUGUAGAAGACAUUGAUGCUGAUGACGGGGAGGAUCCCCAGCUGUGCAGUGACUAUGUAAAGGACAUCUACUGGUACCUGAGAAAGCUUGAGCUGCAGCAAUGUGUGUGUCCGUUCUACCUCGACGGAACAGAGCUCAAUGGGCGGAUGCGGGCCAUUCUGGUAGACUGGCUAGUCCAAGUCCAUGCAAGGUUCCACCUCUUGCAGGAAACACUCUACAUGUGUGUUGGCAUCAUGGAUCGCUACUUACAAGCUCAGGCAGUCUCCCGCAAGGAGCUCCAGCUAGUGGGUGUUACUGCCAUGCUUCUGGCUUCCAAAUAUGAAGAGAUCUACGUGCCAAGAAUAGUGGACUUUGUCUACAUCACUGACCGAGCGUACACAUCAGCCCAGAUCAGGGCAAUGGAGCACAAGAUCCUGAAGGAACUGGGCUUUGUUCUCGGCCGUCCACUUCCGCUUCACUUCCUGAGGAGAGCCGUCAAAGUCUGUGAGGCGACAGCGGAAGUAUACAUGUUGGCAAAAUACUUGAUGGAACUGACCCUCGUGGACUAUGACAUGGUGCACUACAACCCUUCGGAAAUAGCCGCUGCAGCUCUCUGCUUGUCUCAGAAGGUCUUUUCGCAAGGCCACUGGAACCUAAAGCUGUGCUACUACACUAGCUAUGAUGAAGACAGCCUGACCCUGGUCAUGAGGCAUAUGGCCAAGAAUGUAGUGAGAGUGAACAAGAACCUGACAAAAUACACUGCAGUCAAGACCAAAUACUCCAGCAGCAAGUUCUUGAGGAUCUGCACCAUCCCUCAGCUGAACCAUGGUGCCAUCAAGGACCUUGCGGCCCCUCUGCUGGGGCAAUCCAGGGUGCUGACAUGA
Messenger RNA from Euleptes europaea (tarantolino), 912 nucleotides. It is a transcript of the gene CCNB2, whose product is annotated as cyclin B2. Gene Ontology annotation, cellular component: nucleus; cyclin-dependent protein kinase holoenzyme complex; cytoplasm. NCBI's taxonomy places the organism in Eukaryota, Metazoa, Chordata, Lepidosauria, Squamata, Sphaerodactylidae. The record is from RefSeq and is a predicted model, not a curated record. Gene Ontology annotation, molecular function: cyclin-dependent protein serine/threonine kinase regulator activity. Gene Ontology annotation, biological process: mitotic cell cycle phase transition; regulation of cyclin-dependent protein serine/threonine kinase activity. Bases 1 to 912 code for a protein of 303 amino acids. The transcript is spliced from 6 exons.